GCAUCUUACCCUACCCAACAUACCGCAUCCCGGUUUGUCCCCUCCCUCCUACUCUGCCGCUUCUCCUCUCUUCCAAUGGGCGCAGCCAGUCGGACGAAUCCUGUUUUGGCCUCUGUGCUGAGGGCUUCUCCACGCCUCCAUCAUUGUACAUGCAUAUCCUGUCAUCCGUACGCGUGGAUGGGCUGGGUGGGUUCCCGCUCCUUGACUCUCUUCUGCCAUACCCAACGUGCUGCCGUUGGUAUUACUCUGGUAUAUCACCCUCUCCCCCUCUGCUAUCCCUCACACCCACAGGCGCACCUGUGCAUGGAACAAGCCGUUUCCAAACUCCUAACUCUACGUCCUUGGACGUCAUUUGCUUGCCCAUCAGAGUCAUGAGUUGUAGCGCAAAGCCCAACUGACGCAUAUAUGAUAUUUGGCCAUAACUCCUCGUCAGACGUCUUGCACCUGUGUAGAACGCCCCCCAAUACACUGCUUGCUUGACAUCGUGUCCGUCCCCCACAAAUACAACUUCGUUACACCAUGUCCUACAUGGAUCGUUCGCGAGGACCCUCGCUGCCAUCACCGGCUCCGAAUCCAGACAAGCCCCUAGAGCCUCCGCAACGCUUACGGCGCAAGUUGCAGAAAACGUUUCCCAAACAGAGGUUCCUGUCCAUCCGACGUCCCGCACCUAUCGAUCCGUCAGUGUCAAACAAACUCAAUACCGGGGUGGCAGUGGCUGCCCACCAAGCCGGAACCGUCGGUCAACCUUCAUUACGUCUGUCGCCAGACCUUAGCGAUGCCAAAUGGCAUCAGUAUCUGGGGGAGAGCAACGCGGUGCAUGACACAACGAGCACGCCCAAGACGCCCGACAAAGCAUCUAGAGGGGUUUCCUUCGACAUGUCUGCCCCAACCCUGAUACCAGAGUUCUCUCACCUCGCCGUCAGCAAUACAACACCUAGGCCCUCCCUCGACAGCUCGCUCAGCUCGCCGACCUCGUCAAUAAGCACGAGAUCAAGCAUGAGACGCCGCGCAAAGACUCCUAUCUACGCCAUCGGCCAGCUGGAGAGCCCUGCAUGCGGCAGGGAUUCCGCUACUGCUGACAAGGUGUCGAGCGUCGACCUCAUCGCCGACCAGUACCGUGCUCUCCUCGAAACACAAGACGCGAGCUCAGUUUGCGCCGGCGCCCGAUCCGAUCCUCUGCCCUCGCGGCAAGCCUCACGUAGGCGGUCCUCUCAUGCACCGUCACAACAUAUAGCCGGAGAGACACUCCCCGCCAAGCUAAGGCCUGACGUCUACAAGCCGGCACCCCUGCGCAACGUCGUGGCGCACUCCCCGGGAUCCGACGACGGCACUCUGGUUGCUUUUGACGAAGAAGCGAUAUACUUCAAGCCCAUGUCCUUCUCGUCAGAGUCUCCGCCAACGCCGUCGUCGUCGUCGUCGUCGCCGCCGCCGCCGCCGCCACGGAACCGCGCUCGCCUACAGCGCAACUCUUCAUCCUUAGCACCAUCGAACCACAACCUAAGCUUGCAAAUUGCCACGGACCUUUUGACGCGCGAGCUAUCAACUACCAUGUUGGACCGGUCGCAACAUAUGGGGACGGACAUUUCAUCUUUACAGAUCUGGGUUAUGAUCGAAGCCUACGAAAGACUGCGGGACCAGGUCAUGGAGAUGAGCCAGCAAAACGAAGAUGCCAAGAACAUGGAGGCCAUGUUCGACACUUGGCUACGAGCACUUUACAGUAUGCACGAAAGAAUGACCAAUGAUGCGGCAUCCCGCGGGAGUCGAUACGACGAGGCAGAGCUGGAAACGGAGGAUCUAGACUGAUGGCAUCACCUACUUUGAUACCCACAGUACGGCUACUUUGGAGAAGGAGGAUGAGUCGAAGGGGUUUGGAUGGUUUUUUUGACUUGUAAGACUAGGUAGAUCAUGAAAGGACAGCAAUGUCAAUGUCCGAGCCCGUUAGAAGAAAUUGGAUACGGCACUAUUCGGAGCAUUCCGUGCUGAUGCUGGGGAAAUUUCGCUUAUGGAGCACGGUUGUGUGACAUCCGUCCAUCCAUCCCCGCCCUUUGCGAU
Messenger RNA from Colletotrichum destructivum, 2052 nucleotides. RefSeq lists its product as uncharacterized. NCBI's taxonomy places the organism in Eukaryota, Fungi, Ascomycota, Sordariomycetes, Glomerellales, Glomerellaceae. The transcript has a single exon. The record is from RefSeq and is a predicted model, not a curated record. The coding region runs from base 520 to 1803 and encodes 427 amino acids.